This is a messenger RNA of Pestalotiopsis fici W106-1, 777 nucleotides long. RefSeq lists its product as uncharacterized. The transcript has 2 exons. NCBI's taxonomy places the organism in Eukaryota, Fungi, Ascomycota, Sordariomycetes, Amphisphaeriales, Sporocadaceae. The record is from RefSeq and is a predicted model, not a curated record. Bases 1 to 777 code for a protein of 258 amino acids. Gene Ontology annotation, cellular component: site of double-strand break; DNA replication factor A complex; chromosome, telomeric region. Gene Ontology annotation, biological process: double-strand break repair via homologous recombination; nucleotide-excision repair; DNA replication.
AUGACAAGUGCGCUGACGCCCGAAUAUGAGGAGUAUCCCCAAUAUUGCUAUCAUUUAUCCCCAACCAUCACCAAAUGGUGCCCCUUGGAGGCAAGCCAUAUCGCCAAGCUAAGGUGGCACCCGGGGUUUGAAGGUCAAGAUGAUACAUUCUUUCAUUUGAACCAUCCCAUCAGAUGGGUUCGUGUCGUUGGGUUGGUCGUGGCGAUUGACUCAUUCUACGCGCGUCGUGUCUACACUGUUGAUGACAGUACUGGUGUGUGCAUUGAAUGCACCAUUAGCAUCUCCCCGCCCGCGCCGGCAGAUGGCGAGAAAGCGGACAAGGAUGCCGAGCAGGCUGCCGAACAGGCGGCCUUGGACCCGUACGCAGAUAUUGAUGUAGGCAUGGUGGUCGAUGUCAAGGGCAACCUGAGUCUUUUUCGGGAUGAGAAGCAGAUCAAGAUUCAGAAGAUGCAGCAAGUCAAGUCGACGAACCAGGAGGUCGAGUUCUGGAACAAGAUCAAGUCUUUCCGGUCCGAUAUACUCGGUAAGCCAUGGGUAUUGGAGAAGAAGGUCCUGCGACGACUCGAGAAGGAGAACAGGACCGAUGCCAGGGGCCGCGAGAAAGAAAGCCAACGCAAGAAGAUGAAGGCGGAAUCCAGUCGUCAGGAAUCCAAAGAACAUCGGCAGCAUCGCAGUCAUGCAAGUGCAACCACUAUCCAGAAGAAGUCAUACAAACCUUCAAAGUUGAGCUCCGUGACGGCUGCAGAAGAUGGCCAAUACGACGCCCUUGGGCUUUAG